CUUAGGAAAAUAAAAUUAUUUAAAUCCUCCCCCUUCAUUUUCGGUGUCGCUACAAUCCAGCGAAAACUUCCCUCUGUCGUCACAACUCAUGGACUUCACCGUCAAAGCUAACGGCGGCUCACCUUCUCCGUCAUCUUCAACCACCCCUCACCGUUUCACGCCCACCGCAACUGCCUCCGACCGAGAUCCGAUGCACUCGUGGUGGGAAUCAGUCUCCAAGCAGCGCUCGCGCAUCCUCUCCCUCUCGUCUCUCCUCUCCUCCUCCGACGGCGAAGAAACUCCGAUCUCCUCGCUAGCGGACUCCGAUCGCCCAGCGCUAUCGCUACUCUCCUCUCGCCCCGCUUACUCCUCGAUCUCAGCUCGUCUCCGCGAUCCGUCUUCCGGAUCCGGAUCCGACCCGCUCUGUCAGUGGCUCUACGAGACAUACCUCUCCUCCGAUCAACCCCUCCGCCUCGUCGUCCUCUCGUUCCUCCCUUUACUCGCCGGGACCUACCUAUCUCGAAUCCACUCCUCCUCCCUCCCUUCCCUCUCGGGAUUCGAGGCCGUGCUCCUCGCGAUCUACGCCGCCGAGGUGAAAUCCCGCGCCGGGAAAGCGGUGCUAGUUCACGUCCCCGAUCUCUCCCAGCCGUCGCUCUACCACACGCCGCGGAACGGAGGAUCGCGCGACCCGAGCCACCACGUGGCCGCCUCCUCCGUUGGAGUCUUGUCUCCGCAGCUGGAGCCUCAGGUCGCUGUGAAGUCGACGAAACGAGCCGGGAUAGUCGGCGUGGGGAUGCAGUGCUACUUCAAGGAGAUCUCUCAGAUGCCGGCUUGGUCUAAGCUCGAGCUGUGUGGCUUCGCCGCUGCUUGGGCUGGUCAAGACUGUGAUUGCAAGGGGAAGAUCGAUGGGGAUGGAGAUAAAGUGUUGGCGUUGACUAAUGGAAUUGGAGAUUCGUCUUCUUUCAAUGGAAGCAGUGAGAUCGAGAUCGAGGACGAGGAGGAGGAACAGCUUGUUAGCGAUAACGGAGUUGGAGGAGGAGGUGUGAGGAUUCCACUUCCGUGGGAGCUGCUACAGCCAAUUCUACGGAUUCUUGGUCACUGCUUGCUUAGUCCGUUGAAUAGUGAAGAUGUUAAAGACGCAGCUUCCAAUGCGGUGAGGUCGUUGUACGCGAGAGCUUCUCAUGAUUUGAACCCGCAGGCGAUUCUAGCGACAAGGAGUUUAGUUAACCUUGAUGCAAGCGCGCGGAGAGCUGCGAAGACUGCGGCUGCGGAGAGUGUUGUUGAUGGGUCGUCGUCGAGUGUUAACACUCCAAGUAAGUCGAAGAAACCAGAGAUUUUUCUGUCAUCAAAGUGAGUUAAAUUGAGUGCUCUUUCUUUUGGGUUUUUGUGAAGGUUUAUGUGUUGUUGAAUAUGAUGAGACAAAUGUAGAAUCCUUGUUGUAUGAUAUCAUUUGCUUGAGUGGUUUUCAUUA
Raphanus sativus (radish) is the source of this 1450-nucleotide messenger RNA. RefSeq lists its product as uncharacterized. Gene Ontology annotation, biological process: protein localization to plasma membrane; phosphatidylinositol phosphate biosynthetic process. NCBI's taxonomy places the organism in Eukaryota, Viridiplantae, Streptophyta, Magnoliopsida, Brassicales, Brassicaceae. The coding region runs from base 89 to 1333 and encodes 414 amino acids. Gene Ontology annotation, cellular component: plasma membrane. The transcript has a single exon. The record is from RefSeq and is a predicted model, not a curated record.